This is a messenger RNA of Cylindrotheca closterium, 1110 nucleotides long. The record is from the annotation of a GenBank genome assembly. Lineage: Eukaryota; Bacillariophyta; Bacillariophyceae; Bacillariales; Bacillariaceae.
AUGUUCACUCGUUCUUCCAACAACAACGUUGCUGGAAACACCCGCAGUCGGGGUGCUUUCAGAGACCUCACAAAUGCAAACCAACAAGCCAAUGUUGGCGGAAAGCCUGGUCAAAACGUCCUUCCAGAAAAGAGAGGGGCCCGAACCGAUGCUUACGUCCCCAGACAAAACAACUUUCAUCAACAACCUUUUGUGAUUGAACACCGUAAUCCCACCAACACAACAAACCCCCCGGCACUCGGACUCAACCGUAUGACUAGAACCAUCACAGACCCAUCCAACCCAUCUAGCUACCAAUAUGGACCAGCUGACAACAUUGAUGAGCGGGAUGCCGAGGAUCCGCUUUGCGCUACCGAUUACGUCCAGGACAUGUACCAGCACUUUCGUGGAAAGGAAGCUCUCACUUCAGUCCGCCCAGUAUUCAUGGAGAACCAACCUCACAUCAACGAACGUAUGCGUUCCAUCCUUGUCGAUUGGCUAGUCGAAGUUCACCUCAAAUUCAAACUUGUUCCAGAGACACUUUACCUCACCGCCAACCUUAUUGACCGUUACCUUGAAAGACAAGAAGUUUCGCGACCAAAGCUACAACUCGUCGGAGUCACAUCCCUUCUCAUUGCUUCCAAGUACGAGGAGAUCUAUCCACCAGAACUUAGAGACUUGGUCUACAUUUGUGACAGAGCCUACACCCGUUCUGAGAUUAUCGAGAUGGAGGAAAAGAUUUUGAAAACUCUUGAAUACAACAUCACCAUUCCCAGUGCCCAUGCAUUCUUGGUUCGAUACCUCAAAGCUGCCCAUGCUGACAAACGCAUUGUUCAACUUUCUUGCUACAUUUUGGAUGGCACCCUUCAAAGCUACAACUUACUCCACUACUUGCCCAGUCAACUUGCUGCUGCUGCAGUCUUUCUCGCACGCCGUACCGUCGGACGUAAUUCGUGGAGUCCUACCCUUCUAAAGUAUGCCAACUAUCGUGAAGAGGAGAUCACACCGAUCGCUAGGGCCGUCCUUGCUGAGAAGACCUCGUCUUCGCCUGAGCUACGGGCAGUAAACAAAAAGUACACCAGCAGUCGGUAUGGCGGUGUUGCGAACAUGGCACUCAACGGUGACUUUUAA